CGACCAUCAGCAACUUACCCUGCUGCUCUGACCCCAUUGCAUUUCCUCCUCUGCGAGCGGUAACCCACACGCAUCAGAGUGAGGAGCUUCCAGGAACCCUGAAAAAAAGAAAGACCAAGAACAAGUCAGGGGACCAAGGAGGGCCAGGGCCUGCAAACCAACUCCCCAGAAAUCCCCAAGUGAGAAUUGUGUUAGUGGGGAAAACUGGAGCAGGAAAAAGUGCCACAGGGAACAGCAUCCUGGGAGAGAAGGCGUUUAACUCGGGCAUUUCAGCCAAGUCCAUCACCAAGGUCUGUGAGAAGAGGACGUGCGUGUGGAAAGGAAAAGAAAUCGUUGUGGUGGACACCCCCGGCGUGUUCGACACGGAGGUGCGGGAUGCUGACACGCACAGGGAGAUCGCCCGCUGCGUGCUCCUCACGGCCCCGGGACCUCAUGCGGUGAUUCUGGUGGUUCCCCUGGGCCGUUACACUGAGGAAGAGCACAAGGCCACAGAAAAGGUCCUGACAAUGUUUGGAGAAAGGGCUAGAAGCUUCAUGAUCCUCCUGUUCACCCGGAAAGAUGACUUGGGUGACACUGAUUUUAGUGAUUACUUAAAGGAAGCGCCAGAAAGCAUUCUAACGCUGAUCCACCAGUUUGAUGGUCAAUACUGUGUAUUUAACAACAGGGCAUCGGGGUCUGAACAGGAGGCCCAGAGGGCGGAGCUGCUGGCCCUGGUGGAGCAGGUCAUGAGGGACAAUGGCGGAGGGUGCUUCACCAAUAAGAUGUACCAAAAGGCUGAGGAGGAGAUUCAGAAGCAAAUCCAGAUAAUCCAAGGAAAGUACCGACGGCAGCUAGAGAGAGAGAAAGCACAGAUAAGACAGGAGUUUGAUGAGCAAAUCAGGAAUCUGAAAGAUGAACUGGAGCGGGAAAGGAGAAAGGCACAAAUGCAGAGGGAUUUGUCAGAUAAAGAAACUUUCUAUAACCACAGACAGAAAAAUGCUAGAGAAGAAGUUCAGGAUCAGAAGUGGAUCCUUGAAUUAAUCCUACAAAUAUGCUCUAUGGCUCGCGCUGCCUUCCAGUUAUUUAAGGAGACUUAAUGAUAGUUUUGUCUAUAUUUUCUGCAUUGUCUGUGAAGACCCUGUCCCCUAGGACUGGUGGGACAAAGUCUGAAUAUCUGAUUGAUUUAGCAAUAUUGAUGCAUCUUAACCAUGAAUUCUUUCUCAGAAACACAGGAAAAGGUAUACAAGAAGCCACAAAGAUGACUCCAAGCCAGUAGUUCUCUAGAUUUUAGGCAGACUGUCACUGUCUGCAGCUUCUACUCAGGUUUGUUGUGGUUUUUUUUUUCUUUCUUUAGGACAAGAGUGAUCUUUCUUACAUAUAUGGUUUGUUAGAUAGUUAAGUUCUUCCCAUUAGCCAAUCUUAAAGGUGGAAAAAGCUGUAGAAUCUUUUCUUAACCAAUGUCAAAUUGUUUGCUGACAUAGUCCCAGACGGACUCAAAUUGUUUCUUCUUGUCAGCCCUCAGAAGAAUGAAGAAUUCUCUGGAAAACAGAUCUUUGAGCUCAAUUGUGCUAUGAGCCAGAAGGAAGAAAAGACAGCAGUUCAAGAGCUAAGGCUGAGCAAUUGGUUUGUUCAAAUGGGUCUGUGGAAACUUCCUGUCCAACAUCAGUUUAACCAGUUUGAAGAACAAUCAAUUUGCUCCUUUUCUUUAGAAACAAGCUAAGUGCUACAAUCCUAUGCUUUAUAACUCCGCUCUUGAGUACUUAGUGCUGACUGGGUUGUCUGCACACUUUGACCCUGAUACAGUUGUGUUGUUUAUUGCUAUUAUAAUAAAAAAAAUUUAGAAUUCUCACAUACUUAUGCAGAAUAGCGGUUCAUUGUGUAUUGGAAUAUGCCAUAUUAUCUGUAUUAAUUCAGAGUUUCACUUUUUGGCAAUCAUGUCCAUAUUUCUGUUAAUGGGCUUUAUUAUGUUUAUUGAUUUACCUAUGUUGAACUAGCCUUGCACACCUGGAAUGAAAGUAACUUGAGCACGGUGUAUGAUUUUGUUUUAUUAGUUGUUGAAUUCUGUUGACAGUAUUUCAUUGAAGAGUUUUCUGUCUGCAUUCAUUAAAGAUUCAUUAAAGUUGA
Messenger RNA from Dipodomys ordii (Ord's kangaroo rat), 2103 nucleotides. RefSeq names its product GTPase, IMAP family member 4 (gene Gimap4). The annotation marks the transcript as partial. The transcript has 2 exons. Lineage: Eukaryota; Metazoa; Chordata; Mammalia; Rodentia; Heteromyidae. Gene Ontology annotation, molecular function: GTP binding. The record is from RefSeq and is a predicted model, not a curated record.